Messenger RNA from Acaulospora colombiana, 1806 nucleotides. NCBI's taxonomy places the organism in Eukaryota, Fungi, Glomeromycota, Glomeromycetes, Diversisporales, Acaulosporaceae. The record is from the annotation of a GenBank genome assembly.
AUGGAUCCAAGCUUAUACCAACAGCGUCAGCAACAGAACCGUGUUUCUUAUCCAUUCACCGGAAACCCUCAAGCGGGAUCAACUAAUGUCAUGGGCGUCGGUUCGUAUCCUCAACAGUACCUGUCAGCUAAUAUGACGAAUAACGCAGGAUACUUACAAUCCGGCAACGGCAUCAACAUGAUGCCCGUUUCUGGUCGCUCGGUAUAUCCCGUACCCGUUGCCUCCAUGACAUCCAUGACAACUAAUGGUAUGCCUGCGGCGAAACGGGUGGCCCUUGCACCUAAUCCGCCAAUACAGAACAUGUAUUCAAAUAUUACACAAGCACCCACCCAGAAUCAGCUUUAUGCAGCUGCCGGGGGUUUUCCUAAUCAACAAAUGAUAAGUGCUGGAAGACCGACAGUACCCACACAGUCAUUUGUGACUGCUGAUAUUCAAAAUAUAGACGGAAAAAAUCAAGUAUCGGUGCAGGCUAACACAUAUGCAACGCCAAUGCAAAAUGUAAAUAAAUAUUAUGGACAAUUUCAACAGACGCCAACAAAGGCCAAUGCUAUGGCAAAUAACUUCAAUAAUCUUUUAAAUCAACCUCAAUCUCCGCAUUCCCAACAACAAAAUCAAGCGAUGCAAAAUUCUAUUCAACAGGAUGACAACCAAGUUGAUUGGUUAGUAGAUUUAGGUGAUGACGAUGAUAUAGUAUAUGAUUUCACUUGUUCGAAUGAUAAUUCUGGUAGCAUUGGAGGUAAUAUACAUAGUUGGAAUCCCAAUUCGCUGCAAGGUAAUUUGCACUAUCCAUCUCAAAAUUCAUCAAAGUCAUAUCCGACAAUUAAUAAUAACAUUCAGCGGUCUGGGAUUUCACAAAAUCUAUCACCCAAAAGUGUUCAAUAUAAUUCGAUGGGAAUGCUUCCCAGAUCUCCAGAUCCCAUCAUCGCAUCAAAUAUGAUAUCUGAUUCAAAUUCUCAGUCAGUAAUGUAUAAUCCGAGUCAAUCUAUUAACCUCAACCAACAAUCGACAACUCAAAUUGGACAAUAUAGCAAAAUUGCAACCAAGGAUCAUUCUGGUUCAGGUUCUAUCUAUCCACAGUCAUCAGCACAGUCAUCAAUAUCUUCUGAACUAUCUUCAACAUCUAGCAUUCAGAAUGCAGUGAUUGAUUCAUACAAACAGUCACCAAAAACAACUGUAGACUCUCCUGCGAUAGCAUCCAUAAAGUCGAACACCUUGAUGGGACAUGUAGAAUCGAUGCAACGAACUUCACCACAAGCACAAGAAAUUAAAACUGAAAAUCAAUCCAUUAUGGCGAUAACGGAAAACCAGAAAAUGUAUGCUUCCAACGUUCAAUUACAAAAUUCCUCUUCGACCACCAGCCCUAAAGAAGAAGAUGAUGAUAGUCUUACCAAUACUUCGAAUUCCACAAGUUUUCAACCGCAACCUCCACCGCAACAAAGCAAGCAGCCAUUCAACGCUAUCCAAAGUGACAAACAAAAGGCAGAGAACAUCAUUAAGAAUUCAAGCAUUUCCAACAAUCUAAGAUUACCGGUAAAUAGUGGGAUAAUUGGACGUAGGGCGAAUAAUUUACGUUCGGUUUCUCGACAAGUUGAGAAAUCCCCUUCCGUCACCGCUCCGCCUAAUCCAUCUAAUCCAUCGGUGCCAACGAAAAACGCUGUUCCUAGGCCUCCAAAGGUUAACUACUCUCCAAAGAUACGUCGCGUCGAGAGUUAUGGAGGUAUCGACUUGAAAGUCUUUGAGAAAUUCUCGUUACCUUUGCACUUACCCACCAUUCAGGAUUUAGGUAAAGUCCGAGUAAAGAUUUGA